AUGGCAGCCUUCCAGUCUGCUACCACUGCACAUACUGCGACAGAUCCCAGAGUUCAGUGGGCCUUCCUGUCUGCUACCCCUGCAGCCUUCGUGUCUACUACCACUACAUCCUUCCUGUCUGCUACAACUGCAGCCUUCCCGUCUGCUACCACAUCAGCCUUCCUGUCGGUUACCACUGCAGGCUUCCCGUCUACUACCACUGCAGCCUUCCAGUCGGCUACCAAUGCACCCUUCCUGUCUGCUAACACUGCAGGCUUCCCAUCUGCUACCACUGCAACCUUCUCGUCUCUUACGACUGCAGCCUUCGUGUCUACUACCACUACAUCCUUCCUGUCUGCUACAACUACAGCCUUCCCGUUUGCUACCACAUCAGCCUUCCUGUCUGCUACCACUGCAGGCUUCCCGUUUGGUACCACGGCAGCCUUACAGUCUCCUACCACUGGACGUACUGACUACAGAUCCCAGAAGUCGGUGGGGAACCGCCAUCUUUUUAAACUUGGACUUGCCUGGGAGAUCUGCGACUCUGGCUUCCUGACUGCUCCCACUAGAGUCUUCCGGUCUGGUACCACUGCGGCCUUCCUGUCUGCUACCACCGCAGCCUUCCUAUCUGCUACCACUGCAGCCUUCUUGUCUGCUACCAUUGCAGCCUUCCUCUCCUCUAUACUGCAGGUACUGACUACAGUUCCCAGAGGCUUUCUGUCUGCUACCACUGCAGCCUUCCUGUCUGCUACCCCUGCAUCCUUCGUGUCUACUACCACUACAUCCUUCCUGUCUGCUACAACUGCAGCCUUCCCGUCUGCUACCACAUCACCCUUCCUGUCUGCUACCACUGCAGGCUUCCCGUUUGCUACCACGGCAGCCUUACAGUCUGCUACUACUGCACCUCCCACUACAGUCUUCCGGUCUGAUACCACUGCGGCCUUCCUGUCUGCUACCACUGCAGCCUUCCUAUCUGCUACCAUUGCAGCCUUCCUGUCUGCUACCACUGUAGCCUUUCUGUCCUCUACCACUGCAGCCUUCCUGUCUGCUACCACUGCAGCCUUCCUGUCUGCUACAACUGCAGCCUUCCCGUCUGGUACCACUGCAGCCUUCCUGUUUGCUACCGCUGCAGCCUUUCCGUCUGCUACCACUGGAGCCUUCCUGUCUGCUACCAAUGCAGACUUCCUGUCUGCUACCCCUACAACCUUCCUAUCUGCUACCAUUGUAGCCUUCCUGUCUGCUACCACUGCAGCCUUCCUGUCUGCUACCAUUGUAGCCUUCCCGUCUGCCUUCCCGUCUGCUACCACUGCAACCUUCCUGUCUGCUACCACUACAGCCUUCGUGUCUGCUACCACUACAUCCUUCCUGUCUGCUAACACUGCAGCAAUCCCGUCUGCUACCACAGCAGCCUUCCUGUCUGCUACCACUGUAGGCUUCCCGUUUGCUACCACGGCAGCCUUCCAGUCUGCUACCACUGCACAUACUGACUACAGAUCCCAGAGUUCGGUGGGGAACUGCCAUCUUUCCUUCCUGUCUGCCAUCACUGCAGACUUCCCGUCUGCUACUACUGCAGCCUUCCAGUCGGCUACCUCUGCAGGCUUCCCAUCUGCUACCACGGCAGCCUUCCAGUCUGCUACCACUGCAUGUACUGACUACAGAUCCUAG
Molecule: messenger RNA, 1644 nt
Organism: Elephantulus edwardii (Cape elephant shrew)
Lineage: Eukaryota; Metazoa; Chordata; Mammalia; Macroscelidea; Macroscelididae
Product: ice-structuring glycoprotein-like
Exons: 10
Coding region: 1-1644 (547 amino acids)
Source: RefSeq, a predicted model, not a curated record